Messenger RNA from Malaya genurostris, 6467 nucleotides. RefSeq names its product serine protease nudel (gene ndl). Lineage: Eukaryota; Metazoa; Arthropoda; Insecta; Diptera; Culicidae. The transcript has 12 exons. Gene Ontology annotation, biological process: proteolysis. Bases 62 to 6448 code for a protein of 2128 amino acids. The record is from RefSeq and is a predicted model, not a curated record. Gene Ontology annotation, molecular function: serine-type endopeptidase activity; protein binding.
GAAAAUAGCUUAUGCUUCUAACGGGAAAGAUGACAACAGUAAUAAUGACAUUUUUCGGGCCAUGCGCCGCCGAAGGAAACGAAACGUCGACGAGGAUCGGUUACUGCGAGAGAAACGCUUCGCAACGGAGCUGGAAACCCUGGAAACCGAAUACACACGGUGCAAAAAGGAAGCGUACAACGAGCGAGAUUGUGAUAAGAUCUGGGAAAAGCUGAAGAAACUUUCGGAGGAAAUCAAUAAGAAUUUUAUUGAGAUGACCAAUCUCAUACAUGAUUACAAAGAUCACAAGAAAACACAUUUACAGAGCGAAUUGAGCGAUAGUUUUCCGAAAAAUAAAAAGAAAAACAAAAAAGAUAUGUUUUUCGAUUCGGACGAGAGUAAAGAGAAGAAAACUAAGAAAAAAGACAAACCAGAAUUGGUGGUUUUCGAGACGACAACCGAAAACAAAAUGACUACGGCAGUUAGCUCGACAGUGUUCGAAACUUCGUCGAAAAAGUUUUUGGAUCCGCUGAUUCACGAUGAACACAGCAAACCAUGGCAUUUCGAGCACAACAAAAUUGAUGAUGACUCGUGGAGUACUAAACCGCUUGACCAUUCGACGACGACGACCACCACGGCAAUGACGAUAAGCACGAGUUCGACUAUGACUCCACUAGAAACCCAUGACAUCCACAGAGCCCUGAAUCACUCGGUCCCGUAUGAACCGGAAAAGCAUCGUCCCGUUAUCGAUGAGUGUAUUCAAAGUCUAGACGAUUUGUUGGAGUCUGUUGACCUCGAAUCGGGUGUCCGAAAAAUACAACGAAACUGUACAAAACCAUCGACAACCGUGAAACCCACUGUGCCUGUAAGUCCCACUCCGGAAACGACGGUCGACGAUCUACAUCUUCAGUUCGGUAGACCGUCCCAUCCGAUCCAUGAAGAUUUGAGUCAUCGUUCGGGCGAAUCGCAAGACAUUCAUGACUUCAUUAUGAGUCGGGCGAGAAACCGUUAUCAGCACAAUCACGACUACGUGGACAAUCGGUACUCAGCUUCCGUAGAAUCAUCGGCGGAAUUGCGAUUGCCCAAACAGAUAGCACCCGUAGCUGCCAGUGGUCCAUUUCUGAACCUAUGCGAUCAAAUGCGUAACCAGCAGGGACCCGUCAAAACGACCGUCAGUAACCAGCACAAUUUCCAGGCCCAACAAUUCGGUGGUAUCGGUCAAACCGGAUUUCCCGUUUCCGGUGAGACUUCCCACGUGAAGUUCACAUCCGCGUACGGCGGCUACACGCCGAACCAUUUCUGUUUCUAUCAAGUACCGCAGCAGUCGUACGGAUAUCCAAGGCCAAUCUACGGACAUCACCAACCCGGAGGACAAUAUUCCGUUCCUCCUCAUCUAUUCAAUGACCCCAAUAUCGCAACGGUCAUUGUGCCGCGAACUGAUCCGGAAGGUUUCGUCAACAUUCCUGUUCAAAUUCAAGGCUUACCGGGUCGUCGAGAUGCUGGUGAAGCAACGGAACUACAAAAUGUUCGACUGAUUUGCAACGUCGUCGGUCAAGGUUCGGCUCCACGAAUUGUGGACAGUGUAGCUGCGGAACCUGCGAUCACCAGCAAAGUACAAACAACGACUCCGACAGUGGAUGUAAGGACCACCGUCAGGAUCAAGGCUAACCAAACGGACGAUCACGAUUUCGUUCGUGCCCGAGGAUCGCAUCGUCGCCGGCAUUGCAAUCGCGGUUGGAUUUCAUGUGCCAAUGGACAGCAGUGCGUUCGGAAUCAAGAGUGGUGCAACGCCCGGACGGACUGCCUGGACGGAAGUGACGAAAGCCAUUGUUCGUGUGUGACUCGCCUAAAUCCGAUACGAGUCUGUGACGGAUACGCCGAUUGUCCACUCGGUGAGGACGAAAUGGGCUGUUUCGGAUGCGACAGAUUUUCUUUCUCCUGUUUCAACAGUGCGUUUGAGUUCGAAAGUGCCCAUAAAUCAGGUGGCACAUGUUACACGUCAAUUGAAAAAUGUGACGGCUUCGAUAACUGCUUCAACCGGAAGGACGAACAGGACUGUUCGAUGUUGGUGAAAGAUUUGGGUAAAGUAAAGGCCUUCUCGGUGGGUCACACUUCGGGAAUUUUACACCAUAACUACAAAGGAAAAUGGUAUCCGGUUUGUCAGAAUCCUAUCGCCUUGGCGAGGGAUGCGUGCGAAGCGGAAAUCGGUGCCCUCGAUCAGGAACCUCAUAUUUCCCAAAUGGACGGACAUCUGCCGGGUCCGUUCAUUCAGGCGAGUACCAAAAGUCAACACGUAUUCCAACCGCACUUUACCGAAGGUUGUAACGGGGUGUUCAACUUUGUCAAAUGCCCUCAACCGAAGUGUGGAACGUCGAAACUUAGCGAAUUCCCCAGUGCCCGUAUCAAGAUCCGUUCGAAGCGGAACGCCACCGGCGAAAUGGUGGAAAGUGUACGGAUCGUCGGAGGAUCCAAUGCGGAACCGGCGGCUUUCCCGUUCAUUGUGGCCAUCUUCAGGGAUGGAAAGUUCCACUGUGGCGGGAGCAUCUUUAACGAACAUUGGAUAAUCUCGGCAGCCCACUGCUGUGACAAUUUCCACCGGCACUAUUACGAGCUUCGCGCUGGUAUGCUGAGGAAGCGCAGCUUCGCACCCCAAGUGCAAGUCGCCACGGUAACGCACAUCGUAGUGCACAGCGGCUACAGUGCGACAAAGAUGGCGAACGAUAUCGCACUGAUGCGCUCGGAUCGACCGUUUCACUAUAACCGGUGGGUCCGGCCGAUUUGUCUGCCCGCCAGACACCGAACCACAAACGACCGGGACUGGCUUUGGGGACCGAAGGCAGGCACCCUGUGCACGGCGAUUGGUUGGGGUGCCCUGUGGGAACGUGGAAAAGCUCCUGAUCAUUUGAAAUUCGUGUCGGUGCCAAUUUUAGGAUACUGUAAGCACAAAAAUGAUCGCGACGGAAUGUACAUCUGCGCGGGUGAUAGCGAGGGUGGUCACGAUGCGUGUCAAGGGGAUUCGGGAGGACCGUUUGUCUGUCAAAGUCAUUCCAACCCACACGAAUACUACCUCGCCGGAGUGGUUAGUCACGGAGAAGGAUGUGCCCGGCAGAGUGAACCCGGUGUUUACACUAGAGUUGCGCUUUAUUUGGACUGGAUUCAUAAUAAAAUUGAAGAAGGUGGUUCGGAUGUAAGUACAGUGAUGGAAUGUCCGGGUUUUCGCUGUCCUUGGGGGGCGACUAUCUGCUUGCCAGCGGAAAAACGUUGCAACGGUGUGGUAAACUGUCUCGGAGGUGAAGAUGAAGCUAACUGUCCGUUGGAUCACCUUCUCGGAUCGGUGAUGAAUAAAACAAUUAAAAUCGAGAACGCGACCUCAACCAGUACUACAACAACGGUUGCUCCAACGAAACUGUCAACGGUAACUUUCAGCCCGAGCAGUGUUCCAACAUUAAAACCAAAAUAUCACCGGAUACACGGGAAACAUGGACACGGAAUGCACGGUCUGAUUGUCACAGCCACCGAUAGUCCGUCGAUUAUUGUACAACCGGCUGCCACACUAGAAAAUAGUUCUCACACAACGACUACAUUCAGGCCGAUGAAUUUUACUCUGAAAUUUACGACACUUGCGACAGAAACGCCUAGCGAAAUAACAAGUACAACAUCGAAAGACAGUUUCACAACAACGAUAACGGAAAUGACUGCAACAACAACAACAGCAAGCACGCUGAACUCCACAACUACAACACAUACGUUAAGCACCAUUCACACGGAAACUUCAACCGAACCACUGACACUGACUAGUAGUUUGAAACCUCAAACCGCUACCAACUUUCGACUACUGAACGAAUCGAAUGAGACCCAACACAACUCCACUUUGUUCCCGAUCAAAGUUGACGACAGCUCGGUAAACUCCACUCGGCGCAAUGACAGCGACACCGUUCAGGCUCCCGCUGACGAUAUGGAACCCGGUGCAUCCGAUGUAGUACUGGCCCACGAACCCGCCCGUGAACAUCCGUUCUUCCGGCAACUCGUUGAUCUACACGAUGAAAAGUACAAACGCCUGAAUCAGUUCCAUCUGUCGGCCCAUAAUCUGCACACUUCGUUGAUGAACAUGUCGUUGGGUCCUGCACUGAACGAAACCUACCGUUACAAACGGUUUGCCUGCAAUAAAAUUCGUCAAACGAUCAACAUUGCUCACCGGUGCGAUCGGGUCAUUGAUUGUGAGGACGGAUCGGACGAGGUCGGCUGCUCGUGCCGGGACUAUCUGCAGGACAAGUACAACUUUCUGAUCUGCGAUGGCAAGACGGACUGUUGGGAUCUUACCGAUGAAAAGGAUUGCUUUAAAUGCGAACCAGGAAAGUAUCCGUGCAGAAUGAGCCGAAAAUGCAUCGAUAAGAAGCAACUUUGUGACAACCAUCCGGAUUGUCCGUUGCACGAGGACGAACUGGAUUGCCUUGCUCUCACCGACGGCCAUAAGAUUUAUUUCGAUGCCAAUAAUCUUUCGCUGUUCAAGUACGACGGGUUGGUCACGAAAAACAUCAACGGAACUUGGCAGGUUGUUUGCGGUGUGGAAAUGAACAACCAAACAUCGCAGUCGGUAGGAAAGAUAUGUUCAUUCUUGGGAUUCGCAGGGUACACAAAUUUCUCACAACAUCUGCUGGACGCAAGCCGAGACAAUGAGUCCAGCACGGUUCUUCCCGGAACGUUGGCCAAACUGGUGACGUCCCAUCAGAACAUUUCGGCCGAAGCCAAGUGUAAGGCCCUGCACAUCACCUGCGUUCCGUACAUCAACGCAACCGAGCAUGAAAUCAGCCAUUUUGAGAAUCAACACAAAGAGGUUCCGGUCCAGGUCAACAUCAAACCGAUCAACCCGAUCGAGAAACCCCAUCAGCUGCCGCAUAUCACCUUCCACGAGAACGCCCACAUUGAGCUGAUCGAAAACUUCGGUGACGAUUACGAUUGGCCCUGGAAUGUGGACAUUUAUCUGGAGGGGGAAUUCCUGUGCAGUGCCAUAAUCGUCGACAUCAACUGGAUCAUCGUGGAUAGUUCGUACAUGAGGUUGAUCAAUCUCAAGCACGAUUAUCUGUCGAUUGUCGCUGGUGGUGCGAAGUCGUACCUGAAGAUCACGGGACCGUACGAACAGGUGGUCCGAGUGGAUUGCUAUCAUUUCAUUCCGGAAGCCCGAGUGGUGAUGCUACAUUUGGAACGGAAACUCAGCUUCACUCGGCACGUUCUGCCGACCUUCAUUCCCACCAAAGAAAGCAAGAUCGACGACAAUCAGUGUUUGGCAGUUGCUCAGGAUAAACUGGGAAGAACCCGAACUCUUCGGGUUCAUAUCAACAUGACGAAUUGUACUCCGGAAAAACACAUCUGCUAUCAACGGGAUCCGGAGCAUGACUAUUACCAUGCGGACCACUGCUACUCCGAAGCUGCGAUCCGUUCCGGAGUGGUGGUUUGCAAGACCAAACUUUCCGGCUGGUAUCCGGUUGGUUUCUAUCAGCACAAGCGAGGUCUUUGCGGGUUCAAUGAAGUUGUCCGAAUGAUCUCGCUGAAGGAGUACUACGAUGACAUCCAGCAUGUGUUGGGUCAUCACAAGUGCGACUACGACUUCCCGGCACCUCCUUGCGCGGGAAAACGAUGUCGCUAUGGGAAGUGUGUUGAUCAUUCGCUGGUGUGCGAUCGGAAACUGGACUGCAACGAUGGUUCGGAUGAACGUGCCGAUUGGUGUGCGGCGAAGAACGAAACCUCGACCGCCUGCCUGCCCACGCACUUCCGCUGUGAAAAUGGCCGCUGCGUAGACAAACGCAAGUUCUGCGACGGUCGUAACGAUUGCGGAGAUCUGUCGGACGAACCGCACGAAUGUUCUUGCUAUACCUAUAUCAAAGUAACCGAACCGGCUAAAAUUUGCGACGGUAUUCGAAACUGUUGGGAUAAGUCGGAUGAAAAUCCACGACUGUGCAAAUGUCGAAAUGACAGUUUUCGAUGUGGUGACAGCAGCACUUGUAUUCCGCAUGAUUUCGUUUGUGACGGGGAGGUGGAUUGUCCUGGACAGGAAGACGAACGAUUUUGCUAUGCACUGCAACAAAAUCACGCCGAAACCAACUACGGAGAAGUAAUGCAGCAAACCUUCGGAGUGUGGCACUCGAAAUGUUUCGCCAAGAAUGUCAAAUACGACGACCAAACGAUCAUGGAAAUAUGCCAAAGCGUAGGGUACCGUCGAAUUCCGAAGGUCUACGGUCGUAAGAUGCUCCAGGAGUCCCGCCUGCGGACGGCCAACAACACUGGCAACCCGGUCGAUCGAUUGCGCCUGACGGCCACCAAAGCCGUGGUGAUGAACAAGUUCUCCAAGGUGGUCAUCAACGAGAAGCAAUCAUUCUUCAUGAAACCCAGUCGGCCGAUGUUCCGGUUGGUGAACUGGGACGAACAGGACGAACGAAAUUGUGAUCGAUUAGAGAUAAAUUGCGGAAAUUAAGUGUGAAAUAAAUAGAAAC